Messenger RNA from Melopsittacus undulatus (budgerigar), 888 nucleotides. RefSeq names its product transmembrane serine protease 12 (gene TMPRSS12). Lineage: Eukaryota; Metazoa; Chordata; Aves; Psittaciformes; Psittaculidae. The record is from RefSeq and is a predicted model, not a curated record. The transcript has 4 exons. Gene Ontology annotation, molecular function: serine-type endopeptidase activity. The coding region runs from base 1 to 888 and encodes 295 amino acids. Gene Ontology annotation, biological process: proteolysis.
AUGGAACUGCCUCCGUUCCGCUUCGCAGCGUGCGGACAGCGGCCGCUCCUGGAAGGCAGCUCCGGAUCCCGGAUCGUAGGGGGACAGGAUGCUCCGGUGGGAGCGUGGCCGUGGCUCGUGAGCCUGCAGCUCCAUCGCGGUGGUGGCCGGUACUCACAUGUGUGCGGAGGGGUUUUAGUCGACAGGAGUUCGGUGCUCACCGCUGCCCACUGCGUCGCAGGGAGGAGGGACACAUCCACCUGGCGAGCUGUUCUGGGGGUGCACAACCUUGGGCAGCCCCGUGCCCACACCACCAGGAGAUACCUCAGGAGCAUCGUGGUGCACCCAGGCUUCAAGAGAGACACGUUUGAGAACGACAUCGCCUUGCUGGAGCUCAGCACCGCAGUGCGCUACGGCAGCACCAUUCAGCCCAUCUGCCUGCUGCCCACACACUGGUACCCGCACAGCCACAGCGGAACCCAGUGCUUCAUCAGCGGCUGGGGACGCACGAAAGAGCAAGGUAAGAUAUCAGCUGUGUUACAAGAAGCACAAGUGGAAAUCAUCCCUUCUGAGGUCUGUAACAGUGAUGAUGCCUACAGAGGGCUGGUGAACGACAACAUGAUCUGCGCUGGCUCUCUAUGGGGAGGCACCGAUACCUGCCAGGGAGACAGUGGAGGACCUUUGGCGUGCUAUCACCCCCCUACCAACAGGUUCUACCUCCUGGGGAUCGCCAGCUUUGGAGUUGGCUGCGGCCGACCACUAUUCCCUGGGAUCUACGUCCGUUUGUCUCAAUACAGAAGAUGGUUACAAGCUGAACUGGAGCUGAAUAACAAGGCUGGGAGCCCCAUGAGUGCUCCACUCACCGUCCUCCUGAGCCUGACACCCACAGUGCUUGUGUGGGGUCUCUGA